CGCUCCCUCACUCCGCGUGAAACAAAGUGUAGUGUCCGCGAGAGCCCGUAGGAAGCGAAAAGAGAGAAACCGGGAGAGAAUGGGGCGGCUGAAUCCACAACAACAGGAGGAGAAAAUAACCAACUAAAGAGAGAAAUAAAGAAGACAGAAGACGGAGGAGAAGAAGAAGGAGGAGAAAAGUCGCAGGGAAAACUUUUCCGGGGGGAAACUGUUACAGACUCAAACACGGCCACGUUUAAAAACAUGGAUACACUUUUCCCUGUAUUCCUGGGACUCCUGUUUCUCUUUUCGGCAGUUGGUAACGUCUCCGGUCAGAUACCGACAGCUCACAUGGGGCGCGCUGAGAAGGGGAGCUGUACAUUUGAUGAGGGCUUCACUCAGUGUGAUUACCAGCAAGAUCCCUAUGAUGACUUUGACUGGACACACAUCAACACCCAGGAAGUGCCAUACAUCUCACCAGACCUGCCACAAGGUUCCUACAUGUAUGUGGACGUCUCACAGUAUGAUGCUGGGGAGAAGGCCAGGUUUCAGCUGCCAGUCAUGAAGGAGAAUGACACUCACUGUAUCGACUUCAACUAUCUCCUCACCAGCCCUGACGGCUCCAGCCCCGGCACCCUCAACGUCCUGGUGAAGGUAAACAAGGGUCCCUUGGCCAACCCCAUAUGGAAUGUGACGUCCUACACUGGUAAAGGAUGGCUAAGAGCCGAACUCGCCGUCUCCACCUUUUGGCCUAAUGAAUAUCAGGUCAUAUUUGAAGCAGAGGUUUCAGACAGCAAAGCCGGCUUCAUCGCCAUUGAGGACAUUCAGGUGCUCAGUUACCCGUGCGAUAAAUCUCCUCAUUUUCUUCGCCUUGGGGACGUAGAGGUGAACGCCGGACAAAACGCCACAUUUCAGUGUAUCGCUACAGGACGAGACACAUCGAACAAUAAACUCUGGCUACAGAGGAGGAAUGGAGAAGAUAUUCCCGUGGCCCAGACCAAAAACAUCAACCACAGACGGUUCGCCGCCUCCUUCCACCUCAAAGAAGUCACUAAUCAGGAUCAAGAUCUGUACCGCUGCGUCACCCAAUCAGAGCGCGGCUCCGGGGUGUCCAACUUUGCGGGACUUAUCGUCAGAGAGCCUCCGCACCCCAUCGCCCCUCCCCAGCUGCUAGGCGUCGGCCCUACAUAUCUGCUGAUUCAGCUGAAUGCUAACUCCAUAUUUGGAGAUGGACCUAUUAUACUGAAAGAGGUUGAGUACCGCAUGACAACAGGCAGCUGGACGGAGACUCACGCCGUGAACUCUCCCAGCUAUAAGUUAUUUCAUCUUGACCCAGACACAGAGUAUGAGAUCAGAGUGUUACUCACCAGACCAGGAGAGGGAGGGACAGGCAAAUCUGGACCACCUCUCAUUACCCGGACCAAAUGUGCAGAACCUAUGCGGACUCCUAAGAGGCUAAAGAUUGCUGAGACCAGGUCUCGUCUGAUAGCGGUGGACUGGGAGUCGCUGGGUUACAACAUAACUCGCUGUCACACCUUUAACGUCACCAUCUGCUACCGUUACACGACUGCCAACAACCGCAGCAAAGAUGAAUGCUUGGACAUGGACCCUAAAGCACCACGCCACUUGGUGGGAAACCUGCCACCCUACACCAACGUCAGUCUGAGGAUGAUUCUGACCAAUCCAGAGGGACGGAAAGAGAGUGACGAGACCGUCAUACAAACUGAUGAAGAUGUCCCAGGGUCAGUUCCCAGUCAGUCACUAAGAGCCACUCCAUUUGAAGACCGAAUUCUUCUUUACUGGAAGGAACCAGCUGAACCCAACGGAGUCAUCAUACAAUAUGAGAUCAGCUACAGUGGUGUGCGUUCAUUUGACCCGUCGGUGCCUCUCCAGCGCCCGGGGCUCACAGUGUCUCUGCCCUCCAACGCCACCCAUCACCUGUUUUCCCAGCUCCACCCAGGUGUCACAUACCAGCUCUCUAUACGCGCAUCCACCUCCAAAGGGUUCGGUUCUGCAACCACGCUCAACGUGACUACUAAUAUUUCAGCCCCCACAAUAGAUGAGUACGAUGGGUCAGAGGCCUUUCUGAAUGAAACUGCAACAACCAUCACUGUCCUGCUCAAACCUGCCCAGGCCAAGGGAGCACCUAUAAGUGCGUACCAGAUUGUAGUUGAGGAAGUGAAUCCUCAGCGGACACGUCGUCAAGCUUCCUCUGAUUGUUAUGAGGUCCCAGUUUCUUACCACAGUGCGUCUAGCGGUGGAUCUCCAUAUUAUUAUGCCGCCCAGCUGUCCCCCAGCAACCUGCCUGAGCCGCUCCCCUUCACUGUUGGAGACAACAAGACAUAUCAGGGUUUCUGGAAUCCUCCACUGGCCCCGAGAAAGAACUACAACAUCUACCUUCAAGCUGUUAGCAGCACAGAGAGGGAAACUAAGACACAGUGUCUGAGGCUGGCGACUAAAGGUGCUACAGAGGAGCCAGAAGUCAUCCCUGACCCUGCUAAACAGACGGACCGGGUGGUGAAGAUCGCUGGGAUCAGUGCUGGUGUUCUCGUCUUUAUACUUCUGGUGCUAGUAGCCAUCCUAUUGGUCAAGAAGAGGAGGACCUACUAUUCAUACUCUUAUUACCUGAAACUGGCUAAAAAACGCAAAGAUGCCAUUGGAACAACACGGCAGGAAAUGACUCACAUGGUGAAUGCCAUGGAUCGCAGCUAUGCUGACCAGAGCACUCUGCAUGGAGAGGAUCCCAUGGCUGUGACAUUCAUGGACUCUCACAACUACAACAACAGAUUGCCCAACGAUCCUCUGGUUCCAACUGCUGUGCUAGUUCCAAUCACAGAUGAGAACCACAGUGGCUCUGCAGCGGAGAACAGCAGGCUUCUGGAUGUUCCUCGGUAUCACUGUGAAGGAACCGAAUCUCCCUAUCAGACUGGACAGCUUCACCCUGCCAUCAGAGUGGCCGAUCUUCUGCAGCACAUCAACCUGAUGAAAACAUCUGACAGCUACGGCUUUAAGGAGGAGUAUGAAUUGGUGAUACAGAGCUUCUUCGAGGGCCAGUCGGCCUCCUGGGACGUGGCCAAGAAGGAUCAGAACCGUACCAAGAACCGCUAUGGGAACAUUAUAGCAUAUGACCAUUCAAGGGUUAUUCUCCAGCCCAUAGAAGACGACCCCUCCUCCGACUACAUCAACGCCAACUACAUCGAUGUAAGUGGAAACGCAUCGAAUGCUACUAUUGGCUCCCAACGAAACCAACGAAACCACACUCCCUCGCUCAUUUGGCUGUACAGGGAUGGCUACCAGCGACCGAGUCACUACAUUGCUACUCAGGGUCCUGUUCAUGAGACAGUGUAUGACUUCUGGAGAAUGGUGUGGCAGGAACAGUCAGCCUGCAUCGUCAUGGUAACAAAUCUGGUGGAAGUUGGAAGGGUUAAGUGCUAUAAGUAUUGGCCAGACGAUGCAGAGGUGUACGGAGACUUCAAGGUGACUUUUGUAGAGGUUGAACCUCUUGCUGAAUAUGUGGUUCGCACAUUUACAUUGGAGAGGCGUGGUUUCAACGAGGUGCGGGAAGUCAAGCAGUUCCAUUUCACAGGCUGGCCUGAUCACGGAGUUCCAUAUCACGCUACGGGACUACUUUCCUUCAUCCGCAGGGUUAAAAUCUCCAAUCCACCCUCUGCUGGGCCAAUUGUGGUCCACUGCAGUGCUGGAGCAGGGCGUACGGGCUGUUUCAUAGUCAUUGACAUCAUGCUGGACAUGGCGGAGAGAGAAGGAGUGGUCGACAUCUACAACUGUGUGAAGGCUCUUCGCUCUAGGAGGAUCAACAUGGUACAGACUGAGGAGCAGUAUAUAUUCAUCCAUGAUGCCAUUCUAGAGGCUUGUUUAUGUGGAGAAACAGCCAUACCAGUCUGCGAGUUCAAAGCUGCUUUUUAUGAGCUGAUCCGCAUCGACUCGCAGACCAACUCGUCACAUCUGAAGGAUGAGUUCCAGACGUUAAACUCGGUGACCCCUCAGCCUCAACCCGAAGACUGCAGCAUCGCAUUGUUGCCUAGAAACCAAGAUAAGAACCGCUUUAUGGAUGGCCUUCCUCCUGAUAGAUGCCUUCCCUUCCUCAUUACAAUAGACGGAGAAAGCAGCAACUACAUCAAUGCUGCUCUGAUGGAUCUCUCAGAGGAGUUCCAGAGCUACAGACAGCCUGCUGCAUUCAUCGUUACCCAGCAUCCUUUGCCUAACACUGUCAAAGACUUUUGGCGUCUGGUUUAUGACUAUGGAUGUACCAGUUUGGUGAUGCUGAAUGAGAUUGACCUGGCUCAGGGCUGUCCUCAGUACUGGCCAGAGGAGGGCAUGUUGCGUUACGGUCCGGUCCAGGUGGAAUGUAUGUCCUGCUCAAUGGAAUGUGACGUAAUCAGUCGACUCUUCAGAGUCUGCAACCUCACCAGGCCCCAGGAAGGCUACCUGAUGGUUCGUCAGUUCCAGUACCUGGGGUGGGCGGGGCACAGAGAAAUCCCCGCCUCUAAACGCUCCUUCCUCAAACUGAUCCUGCAGGUCGACCAGUGGCAGCGUGAGGGAGAGGAGGGAGAGGGAAGAACCAUCGUACACUGCCUAAACGGAGGUGGGCGUAGUGGAGUGUUCUGUGCCAGCAGCAUUGUGUGUGAGAUGGCCAAGAGACAGAGUGUGGUCGAUGUCUUCCACGCCGUAAAGACCUUGAGGAACAGCAAACCCAACAUGGUGGAUACUCCGGAGCAGUACCGGUUCUGUUACGACCUGUCAUUGGAGUUCAUAGAGUCCUCCUAAACAAAGUAGAGAGGAGGAGGAGGAGGAGGUGAAGAACUAAUUUCACUUCCCGUGUGUUUGAUCCUUUGCUUUCGCUUGGUCCCGACUCCCCUCUGUGGUUGCCGUUCUGUAGCACCCAUUUUGCGUCCCUACAAAUGGCAGAAGCAAAAUAGGCUCCUUGUACAGUGUUGUAAAGUAUCCAAACAAAGGGAAACAUUCAGACUUUUAACAGAAGGGGCUGCUGGGAGUGCAACAGAGGUGGAGAUGUUACUGCUUUUACUCCUUUAUGCUUAUUGUACAGCUUUUUGAGUGCUGGCCGGCCCCUGUAUAUUUUGGGCCCCAUUUAAAUGUUUAGCCUCUCACCACAGCCCCUCCUCCCAUGGACUUGAUGCCUCAUGCUGUUCCAGCUGCAGUACUCAAUGUGCACUGUAGAUGUCUCCCUCCCGCCUUGCUAGCUGCAACCAAGCCUGCUCUCAUGCUUAUUUCUGACUACUUAACAGUGUUGGGCAUCUCAUCAUGGUGAUGUUUGAAUAUUUGCUGCCAGUACUUUUGUAUAAGAACAAGAAACUUAAAGUUACAGCCUGGCCAAACUCUGUGAAUGCUUCUGUUUUCUACUCCAUACAUCAGCAGCAUUUACAUGUUAUUUUUCUGAGUCAGAACAUUAUUAUGUAUUUAAGUACGUAAUAGCCACUUUGAACCCAUUCUUCAUUGGUUACACACAGCAUAUUGUCAGAUAACGGAAUAUAUAGACAUAGAAAAUACCCUAAAUGUCAAUGUAAGUUUGCUACCUGUAAUUAGAUGAAGUAGCAUCUUAGAAACAAGACUGACAAUAAAAGAAAAACAGGAAGUUAACACAGGGAGUAUUAGGCUGUUUGUGUGUUUGUUUUGUUUUUUUAUGAUAUCAUGAAGUGGCGACUUGAAAAAUGUUAAGUGUAGGAUUUUCACUAAAAUGUAUACGUUCAAAAAAGUGUGAUAUGUAUCAUUGUUUUAUGUUUUCUGCAGUCACUGCAGAGUUGAUUUGUUGCAUCAUUUAUUGAUUGUCUGGAUAGAAGUUUUGAAGUCUUCUUUGUAACCCAAAUUGUAAAAAUUGAAGAUUGUGUUCAACCAUGUGACAUUAGCAUAAUCAUGUUUGUUUCAGGGCUGGGCCCAAUGCACUUUCAAUUCAGCCAAUUCAGAAAUGGGAUAUUUCAUUUCAAAACUCUAAUAUGAACAGAUUUUGGGUACGAGGGAAUCGGCUUAUUUACUCUUAGAAAAGACUAAGAAUAAAUGCUUUUUCAUGAAUGGGUGAAUUACGGUUUCCAUUUAUGGUUUGAAUGGAAUUGGAAGUGAACUGACCCCAGGCCUCAUUUGUUUUGUGCACUGGUGGCCAACACGUUUUAUUAUUAUUUUGUAGCUGAUGUUUAUUCAUAAGCCAAAGACUUUGUGUAAAUAUGUCUAUAUGGAUAAAGCACAUUGUUUGUAUUUAUUGUUUGUUUACUUGCAUUGCUUGUAAGAACAAUCAUUCUUCAUUCCACGUUUACUCUACCACCAGCGUUUCUUAAACUGGGGGUCGGGACGCAAAAUGGACUGCAAGUCUGUUUCCUCUGGAGUAUUGAGAGUAUUAGUAUGGUUUAAUGAGCCCCUAAAGGGUCCUUAGGUAAGAGAUCUGCUCAAGUUGAGUCCAUGAAGAAAAGUUUAAGAACCCCUAAUCGAAGCUGUAUAUUAAAGCAUUAGAAGUAGUUUUUCAGUAUGUAGGUGGAAUUCAAUAGUAUUGUCUUGUUUUCAAAUAAUGAAACUCUGUGAUGUUACCGUGGUUUAUUUGUGUAAAAACCCAUUGCUCUGUUUGUGGUCAGUAGAACAUCAAUGCAUUUAUAUGCACAGAGUAUUUUGGAUAAUCGCUCCUAUCCCUCUUAAUGUUUUAGUUGGGAUAAGCUGUUUAUCUUCAUCCUCAUAUCCUGCUCACCAUUAUCCCUGAAUACACACGGACUCAGUGAUGCAAACAGGCUUAGUGAGUGAAACAUGCAGGACUGUGAAACAAAAACAUUUAUUGUGCCUAAUCAUUUGAAUUUUCUUGUUGAUACAAGCAUUUUAACACCAUCUUAGAUCGCAACCAGGGCUUUGUUGAAUGCGUUCUCAUGGACGAUCACUGUUUUGAAUACCUUUUUGGACCAUGAGUCAGCGUGUUUUAUUAAUCCGAAUGCUUCACGAAUUCUUUGUGAGACUUCACAGUCUUACCGAAUACCACUUGUGUUUUACAAACUUAUUCAGAAAAAAACAACAACUUUAAUGUAAAUAAAAUGUCAGAGGUUCCACUUGGUUGGAUCAAGAGUAGCCCGGGUCUCCUGUUAAGGAUGUUGUUGUAAAUAGACUAUCAUGAGUACUCUAAAAGGCUCUAUUGUUGGAUGAACAGUAGAGAUUUAGAUGAUGGAUGCAAUGUGAGAACAUUAGUUCUGCUGUAGAUAAAGAGAUUGUACUCUUGUAGGACAGAUAUUGUUUAAAACGUAUUAGUGUCCACGGAAUACAGAACUUUAUUCUGCUGGUGGAACAUACUUUUUUUUUAGUUUAUUUCUGCAGAUUUCUGGUCUGACCCAAAGAAGGAAGAGAAAAUUCACAGGCCAUAACACCACAUUAAUACAGUCAGUUUGGACAAAACUGAUGGCCCAUCUCUAUAGCAAGCAGAGAGAGAAAAGAAUGACAAGUGUGUCAACAGAAAUUAUAUAAAGUAAAUUAGCCUUCAUAACUACACAUGUAAGGGAAAACUAAGGAGCAAAUCUUGUUCUGAUGCCCAUAAUUCCUUCUUAAUAAAUCUGAAGUAAUCACAAGGAAGAGCAGUGAAUGAAGCAGGUGUCUGGAUGAGAGGCCAGUCUAAGCAUAGAAUUGAUAUUCAUGGCUCAUGAUUAUUCUUGUCUGUAAUGUUUGACUUCUUUGAUGUAAUAAAGACCACUUCUUUAAUUAAAA
Molecule: messenger RNA, 7680 nt
Organism: Perca fluviatilis (European perch)
Lineage: Eukaryota; Metazoa; Chordata; Actinopteri; Perciformes; Percidae
Gene: ptprk
Product: protein tyrosine phosphatase receptor type K
Exons: 42
Coding region: 244-4764 (1506 amino acids)
Biological process (GO): protein dephosphorylation
Cellular component (GO): membrane
Molecular function (GO): protein binding; protein tyrosine phosphatase activity
Source: RefSeq, a predicted model, not a curated record